Messenger RNA from Trichoderma harzianum CBS 226.95, 999 nucleotides. RefSeq lists its product as hypothetical. The record is from RefSeq and is a predicted model, not a curated record. Gene Ontology annotation, biological process: alcohol metabolic process. Gene Ontology annotation, molecular function: alcohol dehydrogenase (NADP+) activity; zinc ion binding. Bases 1 to 999 code for a protein of 332 amino acids. Lineage: Eukaryota; Fungi; Ascomycota; Sordariomycetes; Hypocreales; Hypocreaceae. The transcript has a single exon.
AUGCCUUCGUUCAAAGUUUACAAGGGCUCAGCCUCAGACGGAAUUCAAGAGGCGAACACAACUAAGCCCGAAUUGACUGGCGAUCAAGUACUGGUCAAAAUUACAGCAUCUGGUCUAUGUGGAACGGAUUUACACUACAAAACUGCUGAUAUGGUCCUUGGACAUGAAGGAGCGGGUGUUGUUCAACAAAUUGGUCCGGACGUAAAGACUCUUAAACUAGGCGACCGAGUCGGGUGGGGAUAUCAGGCAAAUUCUUGUGGCCUGUGCGAACAAUGUUUGAGCAGCAAUGACGAAUAUUGCCCUGACCGAGAAAUUUACGGCGUUGCGAACUUGGAUCAAGGCAGUUUUGCGGAGGCAGUUGUAUGGAGAGAGGCUUUCCUGUUCAAAAUCCCAGACAAUAUUACCGACAACGAUGCCGCUCCGCUUAUGUGUGGUGGUGCUACCGUUUGGAACGCCCUGCAUAGAUAUGGCCUCUCAUCUACUUCUACAGUCGGCGUUAUUGGUGUUGGUGGAUUAGGUCACCUGGCUAUUCAAUUCGCCUCAAAAAUGGGCAUGAAUGUUGUAGUUCUAUCGACCAACGAAUCCAAGAAGGAUGAAGCUUUGAGCUUGGGUGCCAAUAGCUUUGCGGUCACGAACGGCAAAGAAGCCAUCAACAUUGGCGCCACCAAAUUGGAUGCACUUCUCUUCACGACAUCGGUUGAUAUGGAGUGGGAUGCUUAUCUUCCUCUUCUGAACCCUCAAGCCAUGAUCAUUCCUCUGACUAUUCACUUUGGCAACUUUUCUAUACCUCAAUAUCCGUUGCUUGGAUUCGGCUACAGAAUUCAGGGUACUGUCGUUUCCUCGAGGGGGGAAUUGAAGAAGAUGUUGAAAUUCGCUUCAAGGAACGACGUCCGACCGGUAACAAUGCUUUUCCCAUUAAAUAAGGCCGGCAUUGAAGAUUCCAUCAAAACACUAAGCGAUGGAAAGAUGAGAUACCGCGGUGUGUUGGUUGCUCAAUAA